Entrophospora sp. SA101 is the source of this 867-nucleotide messenger RNA. Lineage: Eukaryota; Fungi; Glomeromycota; Glomeromycetes; Entrophosporales; Entrophosporaceae. The record is from the annotation of a GenBank genome assembly.
AUGAGUGGUUUAAAUAUUAUAUGGAUAGAAUCUGACGAACCAAUUAAAAUCAUAAAUCCUGAAGGAUCAAAGGCAAUGGCGGCAACUUGGGGAUAUCUUAAUAGAUAUAUAAUAACUGGUCAUGAAAAUGGUGCCGUUUCUCAAUAUGAUUGGAAGACUGGCGAACAAUUAAAAACAGUUCAUCCACACACAGCCGAAAUAACCGAUCUUCAGAUGUCAAAUGAUCGCACUUAUUUCAUCACAUCAUCCAAAGACAAAUCAGCACAAAUUUUUGAAUCAAAUACACUAAAUUUACGUGGUGUAGUACGAUAUUUGGGUAGCGCAAAUGCAUCAACCACUCCUAAAACGCCAUCUCCGUCGAAAGUUGAAGCAGAUCAAGAAGUUAUACCCGAAGAAAAUCAUGAACUGGCUAGUAAGGUGUUUAGGAAAUUUUUGGAUUACAAAUCUAGGACAUUUUCAGAGAACGAUGAAAAGAGCAUGGUUAUUAAACGUGAAUUUGAACAAUUCUUUUGGAAUGUUAGAGAAGAAAUCCGUUCACAUAUGAAAAACGUUAAAUUAUAUCCUCCUGGUAAAGUAUAUUGGAUUAUUGAUAGUAAAAGAGCACCAUAUUGUAAUGCCAGUGAAGAGAUUGUCAGUGGUCAUGAUGAACAUGACAAGAAGCGUAAAAUAGAAAAGGAACAGAAAAAGGAAAAGGAGGGUGGCGUUGAAGAUGAUUCUGACGAAGAGAUAUUUUUUGAGAAAAAUGGAUUAUAUAAUAUGUUGGAAAUUAAUAAUGUUGAAAAUAUUUUUGACGAAAUAUGGUUUACUCCGCAAAUGAUGACUGAUCAUCUUCCACAUGUUUAUGAAAAUGUUUUGAAAAAAUUAUAA